Messenger RNA from Kwoniella shivajii, 858 nucleotides. RefSeq lists its product as uncharacterized. NCBI's taxonomy places the organism in Eukaryota, Fungi, Basidiomycota, Tremellomycetes, Tremellales, Cryptococcaceae. The transcript is spliced from 4 exons. The record is from RefSeq and is a predicted model, not a curated record. The coding region runs from base 1 to 858 and encodes 285 amino acids. Gene Ontology annotation, biological process: RNA splicing. Gene Ontology annotation, cellular component: precatalytic spliceosome.
AUGUCUUCCCGAGCACCUCCCCCCCAUCUUUCCCCUCGAGAUAGGGAUAGACGCUAUACUCGAGACGACCGAGACGAUAUCAAACCUCGAGCAAGAAGCAGAAGUCGAAGUCCUAGAAGGGAUAGGGAUAGAUAUGAAGAUAGAGACCGAAGGUACGAUAGGGACCAAAAUAGGGGAAGUUACAGAGAUGAACGAUCCAGAAGAGAUUAUGAUAGCCCGCGAGAUAGGGAAAGGGACAAGGAUGUUGGGAGAGGGGAUAUCAACCGUGAGACCCGUCGAGAAGAUAUUCAGCGAGGGGAACUCAAGCGGGACACAGCAGCAAACGAUAUGUCACGCGAUGCCUCGCGAGCUGGAACACCACGAGUCAAUCCUAACAACGAUCCCAAUUAUCGACCUUCCCCUAAACCUUACGACGAUCGCCCGCCUGCAGGAUCGGUAGCUCCAGCUUACGGUCGUGGAGGAUACGGAGCCAGAGGUGGACAACGUCCCGGACCCGGUGGAUACGGUGGGAGAGGAGAUGGUUACGAACAACCAUUAGAUAGAAGAGCUAUAGAGGAAGGUAGAAGGCGGAGAGAGGAAGAGAGAGCUAAAGGUAUGGUGUACACUGAGGGAGGCAUGCUCGAAAAAAACGCGGAGGACGAAUCAGCUGUAAAAGAGGAACCUCAAGACGAAGUCGACCCAGACGAUCCGGAAGCUCAAAUGGCAGCAAUGAUGGGUUUUGGUGGUUUCAACACCUCUAAGGGUAAAGGUAAAGAAGACAACAUCGAUGGCGUAGCGAAGGUGAAUAAGCAAAGAACAUGGCGACAGUACAUGAACAGAAGAGGCGGUUUCAAUAGACCACUGGACAAGAUCAAGUAA